AUGCAGCGAUGGACACUCACACUAGCCAAUUAUCAAUACCAGUUAGAGUAUAAACCAGGAUCUAAUAUGGGAAAUGCAGAUGGAUUAAGUCGCUUACCCAUAAAGGAACAACCAGGCAGUGUACCUGUCCCUGAAGAGAUGGUUCUUACAUUAUCAACACUAGAUGGAUCACCAGUAACGGCUGAGCUUGUAGCAAACUGGACAGCAAGAGAUCCAGUAUUAUCACACAUCUUAAAGUGGGUAACCCAAGGUUGGCCUGAGCAGGUGGAGGAACAACUGCGACCGUAUUUUAGACGCAAACAAGAACUCUCAGUUCAGCAAGGAUGUAUUUUGUGGGGGUCGCGGGUAAUAAUUCCAGCUCGGGCUCGUGAAGCUAUCUUAGAGGAACUUCAUGAAGGUCAUCCUGGUAUAGUGCGCAUGAAAGCUUUGGCCCGAAAUUACCUAUGGUGGCAAGGGUUAGAUGCUGAAAUUGAUGACAGAGUUUGCAGUUGUACAGCAUGCCAGGAUUCUACGAAAUCCCCAACUAAAGCACCAUUACAUGCUUGGGAAUGGCCUAACCAGCCGUGGUUCCGACUGCACAUAGAUUUUGCAGGUCCAUAUGAAGGUAAAAUGAUAUUAAUCAUUGUUGAUGCUCAUAGUAAAUAUAUAGAAGCUCACGUUAUGCCGACAGCAACAUCCACAGCAACAAUCAACAAAUUGUACCAAACAUUUGCUACGCAUGGUCUACCGCACGUGAUAGUAUCGGAUAAUGGUACUUGUUUCACCAGCGAAGAGUUUAGAUCCUUUUGUAAAACAAAUGGGAUAAAGCACAUCACAACAGCUCCUUACCAUCCUGCCAGUAACGGGUUAGCUGAAAGAGCUUUACAAACAGUCAAGGGAGGUCUCAGAAAGUCUUCAGGAUGUUUAGAGUCCAGAUUGUAUCGGUUUUUGGCAAGAUACAGAAUCACGCCACAGACUACCACAGGACAGAUUCCUGCAGCAUUAUUUAUGCAUAGACAUCCAAGAUCAAGACUUGAUCUUGUGCAACCAUCACUUCAGACACGAGUAUUGCAUAACCAGGGAAAGAUGAAAGAGAAUUACGAUACAAAAACAAGGGAUUACACCUACUUCCUUGGGGAUUCGGUAUUUGCUAUGAAUUAUGCGGGAAAACCAAAAUGGAUACCUGGAAUAAUUGAAGAGAAGUGGGGAUCACUAACAUUCCUAGUUAGACUUCAGGAUGGAAGAGUUUGGAAAAGACAUCAAGAUCAGCUUAGAUCUAGAUCGCCAUCAGAGGAAAUUACGCAAAGUGACCAAACUCAGAGUAAAUCGAAUAUGGUACCUGUACCAAUAUGGAUGCCUUCUAUCUCGCCAUCAGUGCCAGUUCCUAAACAGGAUUCGUCAUCAUUGAAACCGGAAGAACAUUCAUCAGAGAAUGUAUUACCUCCAACUACUAACAAAUCUACUACAUUGAAAGAUGAGACAACAGAUCCUAUAAAUGAACAAUCUUCAGAAACUUCUGCCUCGGUACCAGAAGUGCGUAGAUCUAGUCGUCAGAGAAAAUUUCCAGAUAAAUAUGAUAUGUAUGUUUAG
Messenger RNA from Saccoglossus kowalevskii, 1569 nucleotides. RefSeq lists its product as uncharacterized. NCBI's taxonomy places the organism in Eukaryota, Metazoa, Hemichordata, Enteropneusta, Harrimaniidae. The record is from RefSeq and is a predicted model, not a curated record.